AUGUUGUCUCCUAGGAACUUGGAAGAACCCGGUUACCAGUCUCCUAGAAACUUGAAAGAAACCGGUAAUAUAGAUGUAUUUAUAGCUUACAGGACGUCGGACGCUGAAAAAUUUAUUUCAUGGAAUGCUCGUUGGAUGGAAAGAUCUCAACCUCUUAGACGAACUGGACUUAUACAAGAGGAAUGCCAGAAGCCAGACUUUGGGCGAAAGGGAACGCUGGACGAAGUUACAAAUCGACUACCAAAACUAGUUUUCAGCAUCUCAUUAACGGCUGGGUUACGUUUCAGUCGGAGUUCAGAAGAAACGAAAUUCAUACAUGCGGUCCGUUGUGGACUUGUGGUUCCUGGAACAACUUUUCACAACGAUUCUAAACAAUUUUUUGUGGUUUCUAGACGAUUCUUGGACAAUUCAUUUCUGGAUGAUUCUUGGACGUGGUCAGCUUUUGAACAAUUUUUGGGUGAAACAUCAUGGUUUUUUGGAUGGGAAACAUAG
Messenger RNA from Rhizophagus irregularis DAOM 181602=DAOM 197198, 492 nucleotides. NCBI's taxonomy places the organism in Eukaryota, Fungi, Glomeromycota, Glomeromycetes, Glomerales, Glomeraceae. The record is from RefSeq and is a predicted model, not a curated record.